UAUAUUUUAUACAUGUCAAUUCACUCCCUUCUAUAAAAUUAUAUAAAUCCAGAAUCAUCUCCACCCUACAGGUGUCCUAUUUUAACCGCCAUUAAAUCCCAAACCCUACAAAACCCACAAUUUUCCUGCUCGCCCAUUUCCCUUCAUAAAUACUCGCUAAAUAAAUAAAUCAGACCGUCCUCAAACCCUAUCAACUCAUAGCCGAUCAACGCGACAAAUGCUGAGGCUUGCGUCGAAGAGAUUGCUUGGGCAGGCGCCUCCACGGCCCGCUCAGAUCCUGUCGCGUUUCUACCACGAGAACGUGAUCGAUCACUUCAAUAACCCCCGUAACGUCGGUUCCUUCGACAAGAACGAUCCGACAGUGGGAACGGGGCUCGUCGGUGCUCCAGCUUGUGGGGAUGUCAUGAAGCUGCAGAUUAAGGUCGACGAGAAGACUGGAGAGAUUGUUGAUGCUCGCUUCAAGACUUUCGGCUGUGGCUCCGCGAUUGCCUCCUCUUCUGUAGCUACUGAAUGGGUCAAAGGGAAACAGAUGGAGGAAGUUUUAACCAUAAAAAAUACGGAGAUUGCAAAGCAUCUUUCUCUUCCACCAGUGAAGCUUCACUGCAGCAUGCUUGCCGAGGAUGCUAUCAAGGCAGCUGUAAAGGAUUACCAAACAAAACGUGCAAAAGUUAAUGGCACUCCUGAUGCUGCACCUGUUGAGCAAGCUGCUCAAGCUUGAAUAUGUUCAUGUGUAUACAAUGAUGAAAAUGUCUGUUCAACCCAAUAGCUAAUAUGUAGCUACAAUAAUGGAUUGCACCUGAUCUAACUGCAUCUGAGGCUAGGGUUCUAAUCCUGCCCAGGAAAGGGUCUCUUUUGAUACUGUUCUGCUGGUGUUUAGUGUGAAUGGAUGUCACAUAUGUAAAAUAUUUUCCUUUUGUUGCA
Hevea brasiliensis (rubber tree) is the source of this 921-nucleotide messenger RNA. Its product is annotated as iron-sulfur cluster assembly protein 1. Gene Ontology annotation, cellular component: cytoplasm; mitochondrial matrix. The transcript has 3 exons. Gene Ontology annotation, molecular function: ferrous iron binding; 2 iron, 2 sulfur cluster binding. The coding region runs from base 218 to 718 and encodes 166 amino acids. The record is from RefSeq and is a predicted model, not a curated record. NCBI's taxonomy places the organism in Eukaryota, Viridiplantae, Streptophyta, Magnoliopsida, Malpighiales, Euphorbiaceae. Gene Ontology annotation, biological process: iron-sulfur cluster assembly; intracellular iron ion homeostasis.